UGAUUGUGAAACUAUUCACAUAGCCACAGUCUCACACUGUGAGAUCAAUACUUUUAUCGGUACUACAUACACACUACAUUUGUUCCUCAGGAAGUCCAGGUUUGCUUUCUAGGUUUCUCCCUUGGUUCGCGACCUCAGCCAGUGACAGUGACAUCACUGAUAACAUGGAGCCGCUUAAUGUUUAGCCCAAGAUCCACACAUACACACACACACACACACACACACACACACACACACACAUAGGGAAGCAGAGGGAUUACAAAAGCACAGUAACCCAUAUGCUGCCUAGUGAUGGAGGCGAGAAAGCUAAAUGCGAGGAGAACACAAGGUAGUAAUGACCAAGGGACUGGUGUAGAAGAUGGAGCCACAGCAGCAUCACAUGGGAGUGUCUCAAGUCGUCCUUUCUCUGCUGCAGCUCGUCUCUAUGUGUACGCACUGCAUGGCUGCCUCUGUGAGGUGGCCUUCACUGCUGUUUGGGACUGGUGCAGCACCCAGGACAGGAGGCUGGCAGGUCACAGCAGCCUGUGGGCGCUGCCUAUGUACGCCAUCGCUAUCUACCUCCUAGAGAUCCUGAGUGCCCGGCUGCUGGCUCAGCAUCUCCCACUGCCAGUGCGUCUGACGGCCUACACCGUGUUCAUCUACCUAUGGGAAUUCAGCUGGGGGGCGGGGCUGAGGCUGCUGGGGGCCUGUCCCUGGGACUACUCUGGUUAUAGGUACAACCUGGGGGGACUGGUGACUCUGGAGUAUGCACUGCCCUGGACUGUGGCAGCAUUUAUAGCUGAGCAACAUGUGAUCAGGAACACUCUGAGGAUAAGACUGGCACAGCUGAACUGAUAUCAAUCUGGAAAACUGGGCUUCCAAAAGCGAAGCAUUUAUGGACAUUGUUUUUAAGAACAACACCACACUAUUGUGAGUUUUUGACAUUUUGAUGUUAAAAUGUUGGUGCAUAUGGAUCUCACUGAGCCGUGUCAUUAAAUCUGACAACUUUUUCAGUUAAA
Sander lucioperca (pikeperch) is the source of this 998-nucleotide messenger RNA. RefSeq names its product transmembrane protein 229B-like. The coding region runs from base 292 to 834 and encodes 180 amino acids. The transcript is spliced from 2 exons. The record is from RefSeq and is a predicted model, not a curated record. NCBI's taxonomy places the organism in Eukaryota, Metazoa, Chordata, Actinopteri, Perciformes, Percidae.